UUCAACAGCCCCUUCACAUUAAAGAGGAAGAGGAUUAUCCACAGCCCACCUACAUUAAAGAGGAAGAGGAUGAUCCACAGCCUACCUACAUUAAAGAGGAAGAGGAGGAUCCACACAUGAAAGAGGAAGAGGAGGGAGAGUGUGUUGUAGGGCAGGAGGAGGAUGAUGUCAGCAAGUUUCCACUGACUGUUGUCUCUGUGAAGACUGAAGAGCAUGAAGACAAAGCACCUGAGUCCUCACAGCUUCAUCACAGUCCAAACGUCCAGCGGGUGUCAGCGGGGAGUCAUGAAGAGGAGUGGCACACCAGUGUGGGACAGAAGGAGCUACAGGCCCCCUCCCACAUUAAAGAGGAGCAGCUUCAUGAUGAAGAUGAAGCUCAGUCCUUACAGCUUCAUCACAGUCAAAGUGAGGAGAACAGAGGGGCGGAGCUUGUAAGUCAACACAUCACAGAAGCUGAUGGAGAGCAUUGUGAAGAUAUCAAGUCAGAACCAGACAGCAUCUUUGCUCCACUGUCAGACAUGGACCACAUGAUGUCACACUCUUCUGAUCACAGUGACCACAUCCAAAAACCUUUGGAGAGUAAAAAUGACUCUAAAGGUGAUACGAGACAUCACACUAACAACAAACACUUUGACUGCUCUGAAUGUGGGAAAUUAUUUAGAAAGAAGAGUCAUUUUACACAACACAUGAGAACACAUACUGGAGAGAAACCUUUUACUUGCGCUGUUUGUAAGAAGAGUUUCUCCAGAAAGGAACAAAUGACCAUACACAUGAGAACACACACUGGAGAGAAACCUUUUACUUGCUCUGUUUGUGCUAAAAGAUUCAACACUAAGAAUGACAUGAUAUUACACAUGAGAACUCACACAGGUGAGAAACCUUUUACUUGCUCUGUUUGUAAGAAGAGUUUCUCCACAAAGCGUAACAUGACCAGACACAUGAGAGCACACAAUGGAGAGAAACCUUUUGCUUGCUCAGCUUGUGCUAAAAGAUUCAACUUUAAGAGGACAAUUAUAUUACACAUGAGAACACACACAGGUGAGACACCUUUUACUUGCUCUGUUUGUAAGAAGAGUUUCUCCAGAAAGGGUGACAUGACCACACACUUGAGAACACACACUGGAGAGAAACCUUUUGCUUGCUCAGCUUGUGCUAAAAGAUUCAACACUAGGAAGAAAAUUAAAUUACACAUGAGAACACACACUGGAGAGAAACCUUUUACUUGCUCUGUUUGUAAGAAGAGUUUCUCCAGAAAGGAACAUAUGACCACACACAUGAGAAUACACACUGGAGAGAAACCUUUUACUUGCUCUGUUUGUAAGAAGAGUUUCUCCAGAAAGCAAAUCAUGACCACACACAUGAGAACACACACUGGAGAGAAACCUUUUGCUUGCUCAGCUUGUGCUAAAAGAUUCAACACUAAGAAGAAAAUUAUAUUACACAUGAGAACACACACUGGGGAGAAACCUUUUGCUUGAUUAGUGUUAAAAUAAUUAUGUAUAUAUUAUCACACUAAAUUUAGUAUCCUUAAAGUCUGUUGCUUUAGUUAUUAGUUAUUGUGCUCAAGAUAGACUUUUCUAUUUGUGCAAGGACAAAAACUUCUUGUCUGAGGGGUGGCCUCAGCCACAGAUGUUAUCUUUGUUUUAGCCCGCUAAACGCCAAGGAGUUCAAGGACCUCAACGAAGAUAAGACGACAACGCGCAGACGAAGCAGAGACUUUAAGUACCUCAAUGAAGAUAAGAUGACAACACGCAGACGAAGCGGAGACAAGGCGAAAUUACAAGGCCCCCACCACAUUCUGUCACGUAUUGUGCGUCCUGGACCUGCUUUGCAUAGUAUAUGUGACCACUCCUUUUAGAGGCGGCCUCAGUGAUGAUGACUGUGGAACUCUUGAAUAAAUAGAGGGACGC
Nerophis lumbriciformis (worm pipefish) is the source of this 1910-nucleotide messenger RNA. RefSeq lists its product as uncharacterized. Gene Ontology annotation, biological process: regulation of transcription by RNA polymerase II. Lineage: Eukaryota; Metazoa; Chordata; Actinopteri; Syngnathiformes; Syngnathidae. The record is from RefSeq and is a predicted model, not a curated record. Gene Ontology annotation, molecular function: DNA-binding transcription factor activity, RNA polymerase II-specific; RNA polymerase II cis-regulatory region sequence-specific DNA binding.